AUGGCGGACAAAGAGGAUAAAGACAAGCGCGCCAAAUACCGAGGCGAGAUACAGCAGAUGAUGUUCGUCAGUGGUGAGACUAGCGACGCUUCUGUAGAGACCACUAGUAUGAUUGAGAGCAUCGUACAGCAACAGGUUAUGGAGAUGCUCAAGCGAGGCACGGAAUUAGCAGCCAGAAGAGGAGUAAAGACCAUCAGCACUGAUGAUCUAAUUUUUCUGAUUCGCAAUGACAAAGCCAAAGUGUCCCGUCUUCGAAACUUCCUUUCCUGGAAAGACGUCAGGAAAAGUGCAAAGGACAGCGACGACAAGGGUGCUGGAGGUGGCGAUGCGGGCGGUGUUGAUGAUUUUGAUCUUGCAGCGAACGAUGCGACUCUUGGAGCCGGACCGAGCGUUGGUACACGCAACAAUAAGAACAAGAGAGCCAAGGUCGGGCUUCCCUGGGAUGUCUCGAGUUUUUACAGCGAACAGGUUCCGGAACGUGAAGACGAGGAAGACGAAGAAGAAGAGGAGAUGAACGCUGCAACUCUUCAGCGCCUCAAACAAGCUGACGAGCGUACCAAAGGCAUGGAUGCGAGUGAGUAUCUUCAAUUCGCAGAAUGCCGGCAGGCUUCCUUCACAUUCCGUAAAGGCAAACGUUUCAGAGAAUGGGCUGGCUUCGGCAUUGUCACAGACUCGAAGCCGAACGAUGACAUUGUCGAUAUUCUUGGAUUUUUGACCUACGAGAUUGUGACGUUGCUUACCGAAGAGGCGCUUAAGGUCAAGGCAGCCGAAGAUGCUCUCAAGCGGGAGAGCGGUGGCGAUGAGGAAAAGCGUGGACGGAAGCGAAGAAGGGAGCCAGGUCUCUUUGACCCGCCGGACGAGGCGAGGACACCCGUUGGACCUAAGCAUGUCCAAGAAGCAUUCCGUCGUUUACAACGUCCUGACAUUAAGAGUCGGUACAUGCAGCAUGUCCCACGAGGCAAUUUUCAACGGCCGCUCAAGCUGAUAUGA
Messenger RNA from Dissoconium aciculare CBS 342.82, 990 nucleotides. RefSeq names its product SPT3, positive regulator of Ty transcription. The transcript is spliced from 4 exons. The record is from RefSeq and is a predicted model, not a curated record. The coding region runs from base 1 to 990 and encodes 329 amino acids. Gene Ontology annotation, cellular component: SAGA complex. Gene Ontology annotation, molecular function: transcription coregulator activity; protein heterodimerization activity. Lineage: Eukaryota; Fungi; Ascomycota; Dothideomycetes; Mycosphaerellales; Dissoconiaceae. Gene Ontology annotation, biological process: transcription by RNA polymerase II.